Molecule: messenger RNA, 589 nt
Organism: Rhipicephalus sanguineus (brown dog tick)
Lineage: Eukaryota; Metazoa; Arthropoda; Arachnida; Ixodida; Ixodidae
Exons: 3
Coding region: 4-522 (172 amino acids)
Source: RefSeq, a predicted model, not a curated record
AGCAUGGCACUACUUCAUGAAGUGGACAAGACGGGCCUCUCGAUUCCUCUUGCAAUGUCGUUUAGUCUUAAAGGAGUGUACUACACCCCCAUGUUCGCUGAUCCUUCUGCACCGAAGACGGACGAGUUUCAGUUGUUUAAGCCGUGUACGAGACAUCGGGAACCAUUCUACGAGGACCCGAAAGUGCUGUGCACGCAAAGUGGCUGGAUUUCGAACGGGUCACUGCCUCUGCUAGCCUACAACAUGGGCGAGAAGAAGACAAUUACCUACUUGACCGAGGCAACCAUAGCGCAACUGGCAUGUAACGCGAAGCAGCUUAAUCUGAACCUAAAAUUCUCUCUGGUUGCUUACGACGUGGACUUUGACCAAGCUCCACCGUGCCACCGACUGGGUUUCGCACCGGCUGGCGGCCCCUUCACCCGGAUCAACAAUAUGCGCGAGGUGAUGAACUUCAUACUGACUAGUUACACCAGUGCUAAAGAGAAUUUCAAUUGCCAAUUGGUCGCUAUUUCUAUUGGUUGAAGAAAAAUAAAGAACGCGUGGAUUUAUCGUGCACGGUGGAGAUCUCCGCGUCUCACUCUUCCAAUAA